Molecule: messenger RNA, 3387 nt
Organism: Pungitius pungitius (ninespine stickleback)
Lineage: Eukaryota; Metazoa; Chordata; Actinopteri; Perciformes; Gasterosteidae
Gene: baiap2l2b
Product: BAR/IMD domain containing adaptor protein 2 like 2b
Exons: 14
Coding region: 1-1458 (485 amino acids)
Biological process (GO): positive regulation of actin filament polymerization; actin crosslink formation; plasma membrane organization
Cellular component (GO): cytosol; nucleoplasm
Molecular function (GO): protein binding
Source: RefSeq, a predicted model, not a curated record
AUGUCGGGAUCCACCAGUGACCAGCUGCACCGAUCCACGCUGACCGUCUACCUGAACCUGAUGGAGACCUUUAACCCGGGUCUCCAGAACCUGGUCUCUUUAGGAAACAGCUACGUCAUGGCCUUCCAAGCGUUAGCUGUUAGCAGCGAGGCUUACUUUAGCGCGGUGGCUAAGAUGGGCGACCAGGCGCUCCACACGCUGUCCUCACGCUCUCUGGGGGACGUCCUGGUCCAGAUCUCAGAGACGCAGAGGAGACUCACGGCAGAGAUGGAGGGAGUGUUCCGAUGGUUCCAGAUCGAGGUGCUACAAGCCAUGGAGAAGAACGUCCAGCUGGAUGAGGAGUACAUCGAUGGAAGCCGACGCGUGUACGAGCUGGAGGUGAGGAACCAGGCCGAAGCUCUGGAGAAGCAGCUGAGACGAGGAGCCUACAGAGACUCUCUGGAGAACAGUGAGUACAUGGCCUACCUGAGGCAGAGCCAGCAGGAGAUCCUGAAGGAGGAGGAGAGGAGGUAUCGCUUCCUGGCAGAGAAGCACUGUGGCCUCACUCAGUCCCUGCUGUUCCUCAUAAACAAGACCGGAGCUUCUCUCCAGCAGAAGGCAGACGGAUGGAAGGAGAAGGUCAACGAGACCCGAGGGUCCAGACCUCGGACCCCUACCCACGUGGACCAAGAGGCUCAGCUGCGAGGCUCCGUCUGCUCCCUCCUGCAGACCGUGGCCAGAGACGAGGACAUGUCGUGGGCCCGCAGGGAGCAGCAGGCUCUGGGCAGGGUGCCCUCUAGAGCUCCGUCUCCCCUCCCCAGCCGCUCCCGCUCCAGCUCGGUGGGGGAGUCCCUGGGUCUGGGAGGGGGGAGGGCCAUGAGGGCGCUGGUGUCUCACCCGUCCUCCUCCAACCCGAAGCUCCUCCCCUUUAACCGGGGGGAGAGCGUCACGGUUCUGGUCCUGGAGCCACGUAACGGCUGGCUGUACGGACGCACGGACAGCAGCCUGCGUCAGGGCUGGUUUCCUGCGGCCUACGUUUCCCCCGUGGAGGAGUCCUGCAGCACGUUGUCCACCAGCGGGGGCUCGCUCCGGAGCCACAGCAUGAACAACCUGCUGGGCCCCAGCGACGCCUGCACCGACCAAUCGGAGGGCAGGAGCUCCGGCGACGUCCCGCCUCCAGCCACGCCGGACCGCAGGGCCUCCGUGGAAACCCGGCCGAGCCCCCCCCUCCCGGAGAGAAGGCCGGAGUCAGGGUACGAGGAGCAGCCUCCUCCUCCUCCUCUUCCUCACACGAGGAGCUCCGGGGACCAGCGGGCGGCGUCUCCGCUGCCGGACCGCAGGCCCGAGUCGGAGCCCCAGGCGCUGUCCCCGCACGGGCCUCCUGAAAACCUGCUGUUUCCAAGAGGAACCAACCCGUUCUCCACCGUGAAGCUUCGUCCUACGACCACUGAUGACAGAUCUUCUCCUCACCUGCUGUGAGGAGAAGGAGGAGGAGGCCCAGGAGGUGGAGGUGUAAAAUAAAUUGGCAUACAUCAGAAUGCACACCAGUAUCAAGAGGACGUUGAAAUGGAGGGUCUUAAAUAUUUGGGAAUCAGAAAACAUUGACUCUAUUAAUAUGGACCCAAAAACAAAAGGUAGACAAAUGGAAAUUGAUCAAUUUGACCUCAAAUUAAUAUUAUUAAGAUGAUGAUUGAACUACAUUUCCAUGAUGUAACCAUCUCUGAAGGGAUCUUUAAAGAAUAUAAUCACUUAUAACAAAAAAAACUAGCUGAAGGAUGUAGAAGAACAUCUGAGAACCUUAAAGGAAAACAGUUACAGAAGAAAGGGGAUUUCUGGAAGUAUCUCCAGCUGAGGAGCAGCAAAGGGAAGAUGUUUGGACUGAAAAGAGCAAAGAAGGUAAAAAACAGAAUUCAAGAAUUUCUCAAUGCUUCAAGCUCUUCACACGUUGCCUCAACAUUCAACAGGAAAAUAUCAAAUAUUCAAAUUAGAAUGUGUGAAGGCCUGAGACUGACCUCAGCCAGGAGAUCAGAGGAGAUCAUCCAAUGCAGCUUCAUCCAGUAUCAAAUGGUACAGAAAAGCAUUACAUGUUGGAAAUGUAAUAAAGAAAUGGGCACUUUGUACCUGUGGGGAUGUUGUGAGGAGGAGUCUCCCCAGGACCAACGAAGCCUUUCAUGUACAAGCUUCAUUGUGGCAGCAAGAAAGGAUGUGUGUGUGUGUGUGUGUGUGUGUGUGUGUGUGUGUGUGUGUGUGUGUGUGUGUGUGUGAGGAGGAGGUUGGAAAAAGGCACGUCGAGGUCAAAUCAGGCCCUGGGGGAGGAAUUUUAUCUCUAGUUUUUUACUUUUUACUUUUUCUUCUUAUUUUUCUCUUCUUAUUGUUUUUUUGUUGCAUUUUUUUAUUUCACUUCUUAUUUCCUCUGUAUUUUGUUUAAAUGUUCAAGUGGGUGUGAGUGUGUUGGUGUAUGCGUGUGUGUAUGUGAGGGUGUGUGUAUAUUAUAAUAUUGUGUAGGCGUGUGUAUGUGCAUAUCUACGUAUGGGUGUACAUGCGCAUGUAUAUUAAUGAUAAUGGAUGGUUGAUUUUCAAUUGCAUAUCUGAAAAUCAAUUAAAGAACUGUUUUGAUCACAAAAGAAGAAGAAGAAGAGGAGGUGGAGGAGGACAGAGAGGAGGAGAAGGAAAACGUUAACUUUUGUUAAACCGAUGUGUGAUGUAGCUUAACGUAGCCUAUCUCAUCUUAACGUAGCCUAGCUUAGCUUAACGUACCCUAGCUUACCUUAACGUAGCCUAGCUUAGCUUAACGUACCCUAGCUUACCUUAACGUAGCCUAGCUUAGCUUAACGUACCCUAGCUUACCUUAACGUAGCCUAGCUUAGCUUAACGUACCCUAGCUUACCUUAACGUAGCCUAGCUUACCUUAACGUACCCUAGCUUAGCUUAACGUAGCAUAGCUUACCUUAACGUAGCCUAGCUUAGCUUAACGUACCCUAGCUUACCUUAACGUAGCCUAGCUUACCUUAACGUACCCUAGCUUAGCUUAACGUAGCAUAGCUUACCUUAACGUACCCUAGCUUAGCUUAACGUAGCCUAGCUUAGCUUAAUGUAGCCUAGCUUACCUUAACAUACCCUAGCUUAUCUUAACGUAGCCUAGCUUACCUUAACGUACCCUAGCUUAGCUUAACAUAGCCUAGCUUAGUUUAACGUAACCUAGCUUAGCUUAACGUAGCCUAGCUUAGAUUAACAUAUCUUAGUUUAGCUUAAUGGAGCUUAGUUUAGCUUGUUGAAAGUGAGACACUUGAUAGACACUCAAAGGAAAUAUAAAAUUAUUUUUUCUAAACUAACAGUCAGGAAGCAGCUUUAGCAGACUAUGACCUCAUGCUAAGCUAACGCUACCUGUGGGUGCAUAUCAAUCAUCGC